Molecule: messenger RNA, 2232 nt
Organism: Mycena citricolor
Lineage: Eukaryota; Fungi; Basidiomycota; Agaricomycetes; Agaricales; Mycenaceae
Source: the annotation of a GenBank genome assembly
AUGAAUGUCGGCAUGGGCAUCACUGAUGCAGAAGGCGUGGAACGGAUUUGGUCACGCACACGCAAAUUGAUUCCAAUAACCAAGAAUAUGGGGGCCUCCAGACGCAUCUGGAUGAUAGACCAGUAUGUUGGAUUCGUGAAUGAGGAUGGUCUAAUCGAGCUCGGGGCCUGGCAAGAGCGCCAAAGCACCGUGAAUCUAUUCAAGAAGGCUUCUGCUGCCCGUGCAGCGUUGGUUCUUGGUUCCAUUUCCGAGACAGACUUGCGCAAACAUUGGGAGGAUCAAAAGAAUGCGCAAACCUCCGUCCGUUCAGCUCCUCCAAAUAGACUCCGACGAGAUCUUGAGAAGGUCAUCACUCUCCAAGGGCAGAUCGAUUCUGUAGAUGAAGCAAUUUUGGAUGCAAAAAAGGCGAUCCUGGCCUCGAAUCACUCUCAGAAAUCUCGAAGGGUUCUUUCAGACCUUCAGGCUACACACUCCACGCUGGAUGCCCAAGUCAACCGGCUUUACGGCUCACUUGAUCUCAAUGAAGAUUUCCCGAAUCUUGCUCAUCUGCCAAUCGAGUUCCUUCACACCUUGCUUCUCAUGCGUACAUUAAAGCCUCACAUUCGACGUCAGGUCGUGGCAUCUUUUAUGGAAUGGGAGGCUCUGGACCAAGCAGUGAACGGCAAACGGGAGGCUUUGGGGAACAGAUUAUACCAGAACAUCAAGCAGUCCAUUUCACGUAGACAGCCCGCCCUCCUCAAGCUCAUUUAUCGAUUCAAUGGCUAUGUUAUCAAACUUUCGGAAUGUCGACCGGCCGACUGCUCCAUACCAAUCCCUCGACCUCUUUCCACAAAGCUGGCUGAGCUGCGUAGCGACCCUGGCCUCUACGAAGACGUCUGGAUCUCGACUCGUCUGGAAAGGCCUCCAAAGUGGCUCACAGAUGAAAAUGUUCGCGACGGAAUCCAAAACAUGUUGGUGCUAGACCGCUGUCGGGAAGAAGUGAAACGCAUGGCACUGGAACGAAGCAAUAUGAGAUCAUGGAUUUCUCAUGAGCUCAACCUUCUUCGGAAAGCACUCGACUUGCCUGGAGCACACGAAUCCACCAUUUCGUACCGAUUCCCAUCGUCAUCUGGGAGUCCGUCUCCUCCCCCCAUCAUACCAUCGUCGCCCGAUCUGGCGCAUCAAAACCAACCCGAGGCCUUUGAUCCCUACCUCGCCCUCCCGCCGCCUGAAGACGAGAUCCCUGACCUCGACGAAUUGCCCUCUGAACAACCACCCUCACCCCCACCUACCACACCUGCUCCUACCAUGUCAGGACACCACCGCAUCACCCUCGCCGCCAACCCCCCCUAUUUCGAUGGGGACAAGACAAAAUAUAUGGGCUUCGUGGACUCGUGCACUACCUACAUUGGUGCCUAUCGGUCGGAAUUCUCGCAGGAUGAAACAAAAAUCCUGUUCAUCCUCUCCUACCUCCGCAACGAGGCUGGCACAAGUUGCGCCGCCUCGAGAUGGGCGAUGAACUGGAAACAGCGCAACUUCGAGAGCCUUAGUGGGAUAAAGGCUGGGGUCACCUCGGCAACCUUCUUGGAGGAGCUUCAGAGGGCCUUCGGGGAUUCCAACGCAGAGCAAGUUGCCGCCGCUCGACUCAUGGCCCUCCGCCAGAACAAACGAUCCUUUGCGGAUUAUAUCUCCGACUUUGAGAUGCUGGCUUCGGAUGCGGGGUACAAUGUGGUCACCGCCACCAACGACAAGGGCGAGUACAAGAAGGGGGAUCAAGACAAUAUCCUCAUCGAGUUCCUUGAGCGCGGACUCAGUAGCGAGAUCGCCAGUCGCCUCUACAACACCGGUGUUCCCCUGCCCAAGGUGUAUGGCGCCUUCAAGGACUGGUGUGUCAACAUCGAGGCGAACGCUCUUCGUGACCAGCUGCGCAAAGCGUCGUAUGGGCACCCCACGCAACGACCACCUCCUCAAUUCCGCCCUCAGGCUGCUCCAACGACACCUGCACCUGCUCCGGCCCGACCCGCUGCCAACGAACCGGUUCCAAUGGAAAUCGAUCGCACCCAUGCCCGCAGCCGCAAUGUCAUCUGCUACAACUGUCAACAGCCCGGGCACAUUGCGCGGAACUGUCCGGAGCCAAGGAAGAAGCGCACAUUCUUCAAUCGGGCCACGAUGCUGGAAGAGAUCGAGAACGGGGACAAGGACAACGAGUUCCUCAAGGAGAUCGCUGAGAAGCUGCGCGAGAAGGGUUUUUGA